Messenger RNA from Rubroshorea leprosula, 422 nucleotides. NCBI's taxonomy places the organism in Eukaryota, Viridiplantae, Streptophyta, Magnoliopsida, Malvales, Dipterocarpaceae. The record is from the annotation of a GenBank genome assembly.
AAAAAUAGCAAUACUACCCAAAUCUCACUUACCACAACUUGAUCUACUAACUGUGAGGAAAUAAAACUUCAAACUUUCACGACUUGGCUCGCUGGAAAAAAUGAAGGGAAAUGAAGUCGGGAGGAAAAUGAAAAUGAGAGGGAAAGGCAGGGUUCAGCGGGGAAAUGGAUGCAGGACACCUCUUACCGAAGAGCUUAACGGUGCCAACUGGAAAGCUGAUCAGCUUCUGCAUUUUGCUGCAGCAGCGCCAUCACCGAUAAGGAUCAGGUUGCAGAACCUUAGCUGACCGACGGCAAGUUUGUCGGUAAAGACAAAAGCUGAUCACCACUCUAACUGCAGCAGGCCAUACUAUUUACCAAGGAGAUGCCAGCCAUUGUUGUUUACCUUUAGAACAUCUCUUACAAUAAAAAGAAAAACAUAGC